Messenger RNA from Pleuronectes platessa (European plaice), 1525 nucleotides. RefSeq names its product LEM domain containing 1 (gene lemd1). The record is from RefSeq and is a predicted model, not a curated record. NCBI's taxonomy places the organism in Eukaryota, Metazoa, Chordata, Actinopteri, Pleuronectiformes, Pleuronectidae. Bases 1 to 960 code for a protein of 319 amino acids. The transcript is spliced from 8 exons. Gene Ontology annotation, molecular function: DNA binding.
AUGCCGGUGUUAGUGGAGGAACCCGCUCUUCUGUCUAAAUCUAGACUCAGAUCAGAUUUCGUCGCGCACAAUGUGAAGCUGCACCUGAAACACAUCGACCACAGGAACGCUGCAGAGUUUUCAAGUGACGAGGAAGAAGACGUUCAAGAUGAAGCUGAGGAGAAUCCAGAGGAAGCAGAGCUGCCUGACCCGAGCGGUUUGACUGACGACGACCUCAAGGCCGCGCUGCUCCGACUCGGGUUCAAACCCGGGCCCAUAGUUGCCUCCACCAGGGCUUUGUAUCAGAAGAAGCUCAGCAGACUGCGCCGGUCCAAUGGCUGCAACCUACUUAAAGGAGCAGAGAAGGUGCUCUACUCGGCCAGUGAAGAAGAAGAAGAAGAAGAAGAAGAAGAGGAGGAGGAAAACGGGGAGGACGAUGAUGCAGAGUCAGGUGUUGAGGAAGAUAAGCAGGAAGCGGCUGAGCAGACGGACGAGGCUCAGCCAGGGAGCAGCCAGAGAGGAGACUUUUUUUACCCACAGUGCUUUUUACCUUCAUCCGGACUGCGUGCUCGCGCUUCUAGGAACAAGGAGCCUGGUCUCGCCUGGAAUUCAGGGAAUGCGUUAAAAUCAUCAGAGCAGAGUCGGCCUCGCCGCUCGCAGAUUCCUGCAGGAAUUAGCAGAGCAUCCUCUGUAGAUCACUGCCCAGGAUUAGGAUCAGGGCCACCUCGGGAGCCUGUGAUCGAUACCUUCAAGGACUUGCUUCCUGCUGAGACCACACCAACGGGUAUAUACGCCACUCGUCGGAGACCCAUCAAGGGGGCCGCGGGCAGACCUGUGCAGUACGCGUACCCGGACACCCCGUUCAGUCCCACGACCCUGGAGAGACGGGAGGUGGAGCGCCGCCUGGUGCCCAUCCACAUACGGUUACUGUUCUUCAUCGUCAUGGCGUGCAUCCUCUACCUCGUUUAUGCAUUGGUUUAGGACAAGUCACUCAGGCCGUUCGUGGCAGGACACAACACACACCAGCACUUUCUGAACAGGAGUAACUAUGUGAUUUUUAUAAACUUACCGAUGUCACAUUACUUCUUUUUUUUGUUGAUGCAGAUUAUGAUAACUUUGUCUUGGAUUGUCUUCAGGGAGCACACACUGUAUUAAUUUAUCACUUUUGCCAUUUUCUGACUAUUUGUACGUCUGCAUGGGAGCAAACACUUCUACAUUUUUAAUGUUUUUUGCUUAUGUAUGUGGUCUCUGUGGUAAAAACAAUCGAGCAUAAGCUGAAUAUUUUGUCAAAUUGUGUACUUUUUGUGUAACCUGAUCGUAAUUGAUGCCACAGUAUGUCUAUGUGCAUUAUUUUUUAAAGAAAAAUAUUUAAAUCUUACUUCAAUAAAGGAACUUCUGCUUCAUACUUUAUACACAUUUUAUUAUAUCAUUAUAACAAGGCUCUAAUGUAUUUUUUUUAUGUUAAUUUCCAUGCAUGUUGAAGAUGUAGAGGCUUGGAGUUGAAGGGACUUGACAUUAUUGUGACUUUAAAAAAAGGGGGAGUGAC